Linepithema humile (Argentine ant) is the source of this 876-nucleotide messenger RNA. The record is from RefSeq and is a predicted model, not a curated record. Lineage: Eukaryota; Metazoa; Arthropoda; Insecta; Hymenoptera; Formicidae.
GAGGUUAGGGUUAGGAAAUGACGGUGUCACCUAAAAAGUUAUAUUUCAUAAGAAAAAAUGCCAGGCCCAUAUUGUGUCUUAUGCGGUAAACGUGAUAAAUCGGUAUCUUAUCAUGGAUUUCCGAGAAACGACGAAUCUCGUAAGAAGUGGCUGGAUUUUUGUGGCAUUGAUGAAAAUGUUUUAAGCACAGCUACUAAACUGUGUUCAAAUCAUUUUGAAGAAGACAAAUUAAUCCACAAAUCUAAGAAUACGUUUCUCAAGUCCAAUGCUCUGCCAACUAUUACGAGUAAAAAGAGGAAGAAACACCAAUGUUUAGAUAGCAGUCUGAACAAAUCAAAAAAUUCGAAAAAUAUCAGUGAGGAAAUAGUCAACAAUGGAACUGUCAAUGAUAACAUCAGUGAGGAAAUAGUCAGCAAUGGAACUAUCAAUGAUAAAAUUCAUCAUAAUAAUGGAACUGCCUUUAACAUGACUGUCAACGAUGGAAUUGUCAUUAAUGAUGGAGUUAUUACCAAUGGAACUGCCCAUAUAACUGUGGAUGAUAGAAUUAUUGAUGAAACUAUAGACAAUGAAAUUAUUGAUAUGACUGUGGACAAUGGAAUCGUCAGCAAUGGUGGAAUCAGUGAUGAAAUUGUUGACAAGACAAUCCAUUGUGUUAAUGACAUCAUCACCGAUGAAACUGUUCAUAUGGGAAUCCAUCAUGAUGAUGGAAUCAUUAUUAAUGAAACCGAGACACUAAAUUCUGAUACUUGCCUAACUAACGCCACAUCUUGCCACGCCAAGGAAAGCUCGAAGAGCUUUGGAAGUAGCGAAACGAACAAUCGAAAAACAGCGAAGGAAAAUCAAAACGUUGCAGCAAGCCAAAAUCAGAUUAGUUAG